AUGGCUGCGAACAAAACACUCCCUCCAGUGAGGAACAGGGACUACAGAGCCAAGAAAAGGGAGAAAAAGAAGAAGAAGGAGGAGGAGGUUACUGGAGAUGGUGACACAAAAACAGAGGAGGCCAAACAGGCUUCGAGAAUAAAAUCAUCCGACUAUCAAUCCUGGGACAAGUUUGAUGUGGAAAAGGUUCUGGAAGAAAUGGAUAAGGAGGAAGAUUGUCCUGCAGAGUCCAACGAGUCAGACUCGGAGGAAGCUGCAGUAGAUCCAGAGAAAGCGCUGGCCGAGAAGGAAAAGGUGGAUAUUAUAUGUGAGGCAUUAAAAAAAGGAAAAAUAGAUGUAGUACUGUACAGGCCAAUCACGAUCAACCCAAUGUGUUGCUACAGAGUACGACAUAGGGUUUUACAGGGGCAUGCAGUCACGAUGUACGCUGUGGCUGAGUCCGACUGCAACCUGGCAAUUGCUCUUGACAGCAAGUAUUUCAAAGCGUACGCGCGGAGAGGAGCAGCGCGGUUUGCGCUGAAGAAGUACGAACCUGCAUUAGAAGACUACGAGAUGGUUCUCAAGCUCGAGCCUGACAACACGGAGGCACAGAAUGAAAUAAAGAAAAUCAGAGAGGCCCUUGGACAUCAGGUGGCUGCCGUCGCAAGCAAAGCUGCAGAGCCCCUGGAGGCCCCUGCAGUCGAUCCUGAUCAACAGAGACGGAUAGAGGAGCAGCAGAGGAGACAGGAGGCGGUUUUCCAGAAGGACAGAGGGAAUGCCUACUUCAAAGAAGGGAAGUAUGAAGCAGCUGUAGAGUGCUACACCCGAGGCAUGGAGGCAGACCACAUGAACGUGCUGCUGCCCGCCAACAGAGCCAUGGCUUAUCUCAAGCUGGAGAAGUUUAAGGAGGCGGAGGAGGACUGCACUAAAGCCAUUUUCCUGGACAUUACUUACUCCAAGGCUUUCGCCCGGAGAGGUACAGCCAGAGUGGCACUAGGAAGGCUGGAAGAGGCCAGACAAGACUUUCAGCAGCUGUUGAAACUGGAACCUGGAAACAAGCAAGCCCUAAACGAACUCCAGAAACUGCAGCUGGACACAGGCUCCAGUGGCCGUCUGCAGGCUGUGAUCGGCUCACAGAUGAGAACAGUCCAACCAAUAGACAAACCAACACACCUUCGCUCAACCCAAAUAAAAUCUGAGGCUUACGCCAAGAUUUUCCACAACUCCCUCGAACCUGAUAUCCUCAAUCUUAUCCUGAGGACUCUACAUGACUUCUACAUGAAGAACGAAGAGCCGGCCGUCAUACUGGAGACUCUCAGGAGUCUUGCAAGCGUGAGGCGCUUCGAUAUGGCUGUUAUGUUCAUGUCAUCACCAGAGAAGAAAGUGCUUAAAGAACUGUUUGACUUUCUUCACCAAGCCGACCUGGACAGAUCAUCUAUCACGGCUUUGCAGAAGAAGUAUGGCGUGUAAUUGCAUUGAAUGGAAAUUUGGCGCCUCAGCAGACUUUGGAUUUCAGAGAAAACCAAAAAAAAUUAGCUGUUGUUUGUUUGCUGAAUAAACUUUUGUUUAAUAAGACUGCAGAGCUGUGAAUCUUUCCUCUGGAAAGGCGCUGUCGUUUUCUGUCAUAAGCGAGUUUAUUUAAAGUUGGAGGCUGGAAAUUCAGUUUCAGCUGCAUUUUAAUAAAAAAUAAAGAAAAACUUUUCA
Molecule: messenger RNA, 1683 nt
Organism: Neolamprologus brichardi
Lineage: Eukaryota; Metazoa; Chordata; Actinopteri; Cichliformes; Cichlidae
Source: RefSeq, a predicted model, not a curated record